AUUUCACUAUACCAAAAAUCUCGACGAUUCUUCUGGUAAAUAUACAGACAUAGAUAGGCAGCAGCCACAGAGAAGAAGAAGAGAAAAUGGCGUCGUUUUUGCAAUCAUUCUUAGAUCCAAGAAAGAACUGGCUCGCGAAACAGCACAUGAAAGCUGUCUCCACUCGCCUUCGCAGAUACGGUCUCCGCUACGACGAUCUUUAUGAUCCGUACUACGAUCUGGACAUCAAGGAGGCGCUUAAUCGACUUCCGAGAGAGAUUGUUGAUGCACGUGUUCAGCGUCUCAAGCGCGCCAUGGACCUCUCCAUGAAACACGAGUACCUCCCGGAGGACCUCCAGGCAAUGCAAACCCCAUUCAGGAGCUACCUUCAAGAUAUGCUGGCUCUUGUGAAGAAGGAGAGAGCAGAACGUGAGGCUUUGGGAGCUGUGCCUUUAUAUCAGCGCACUAUUCCUUGAGCUUAUUAUUGGCCCAUUCUAGCUAUUGUUCAUGGGAGCAAAUAUCAUGUUAAAAGUUCUUAUAUUUGAUAGAGUGGCAGCAUAGCUGAAGGGAGAUGGAUUAUGUCUCAGCUUUAUAUGUUUGUUUCGUCAAUCAUUUGUCCAGGAGGUUGAGUUGUGUCUCGCACUUGUUGCUGGCAGUUUUCUAAUAAUCAAGCAUAUACAACUGUUUUUAGUUUCA
This is a messenger RNA of Ricinus communis (castor bean), 675 nucleotides long. RefSeq names its product cytochrome b-c1 complex subunit 7-2, mitochondrial. The transcript has 4 exons. Gene Ontology annotation, biological process: mitochondrial electron transport, ubiquinol to cytochrome c. Bases 87 to 455 code for a protein of 122 amino acids. NCBI's taxonomy places the organism in Eukaryota, Viridiplantae, Streptophyta, Magnoliopsida, Malpighiales, Euphorbiaceae. The record is from RefSeq and is a predicted model, not a curated record.